Rhipicephalus microplus (southern cattle tick) is the source of this 958-nucleotide messenger RNA. RefSeq names its product centromere protein S. Gene Ontology annotation, cellular component: FANCM-MHF complex. Gene Ontology annotation, biological process: resolution of meiotic recombination intermediates; replication fork processing. Lineage: Eukaryota; Metazoa; Arthropoda; Arachnida; Ixodida; Ixodidae. The record is from RefSeq and is a predicted model, not a curated record. Gene Ontology annotation, molecular function: chromatin binding; protein heterodimerization activity.
UGCGAUCCAACCGACGCAAGUUUCGGCGCGCAAGUAGCGAAAGCAACGGUAUCAUAGCUGAUCAUAGCAACGACUGCGACGCUUUCGUGAUCCACUACUUCCUUGCAGUCCUUCAAAACUAUAGUUUGCACAAAGACGUUUAGAGGUUGCCGUUUCGUAGCGACACGAUGUCGCGAGACCCCGACGAAGUGGAGCGGGUGAGUCAUGCAGCGUGCCUCAAAGCAGCCGUGCACUACACCGUGGGACGCAUUUGCGAUGACAUGGCCGAGAAAGAAGGAUGCCUUCCCGUGCAGCGCCAUACGGUAGCCGCUCUCACUGAACUGGUGCACCGUGAAGUGGGCCGUGUGGCUCGCGACCUCAGCAUGCUGGCGAUGCACUGUCGCAGAAGCACCGUGACUGCCGAUGACGUGCUAUUCGUCGCGAGGAACUCGGGCCCCCUGCACGAUUACCUUCAAAGCCUGGUGCCUCCACCCAAAAAGACUGAGAGCAAACGUAAAGUUUCUGCAAAGGGACCCCAACAGUGACGCGUUAAUCCCCUCGUGGCAUCGCCCGUACAAGUUGCAGGCUUUCGUCAGUAGAACGAACAAAAGGUGUUCGGGGUCAGAAAACACAACCACCGUUUCUCUCCUUCCUGCCGGUGAUAGGUGUUGGGGACCCUUUCUUUGCCUGGAGUAAUGUUGGCGCCUGUUCACGUCGACUGAGCGCGUGCCUCUUUCUGCUCGACGGUUCUGAAUGUCAUUACAGCGACAGUUGUGUAUGGUGCCCCAAUGCAACAAAGACCUCCUUUCUGGUCUCUGUGUUACAAGAGUGUUGAAUUCCUAUAAAAAGCGACGCUCAGAAAAAUACAGAAGAUAUCACACACUGCGUAAAUCUAUGCAAUGCAAAGCAGCCAGCUCAGAGCUGCAUGCAUCGCCUUGUCUGUCAUUGAAGCAAAUGAAACCAUUCAUUUCAUGACAUC